AUACGCGUCUCGGGGGACACCUGGCCGAGCAGGAUCUGGCCGUAGCUGAGUAGCCUCCGAGCUGAGUGCAGGCGGGCAGUCAAAUCAGGCAGGGAGAAGAAGCCAGGCCCUCGGUUUUGAAUCUCUUGCAAGAUCCAUUAUUCCUUGUCUGGCCUUCAGGUGCUUUGGAAAAUAGCGUGACCCCCCCCCUCUCUGGGGCAGCCCCUCAAAUAUUGGAAGCCGGCUAUCCUGUCUCCCCUGGUCCUUCUCUCCACCAGACUGGCCAUGCCCAGUUCCUGCCACCGUCAGGCUCCUCCAGACGCAGGGACGGAGACCCCCACGUCCUUCCUUAUACGGAAAAGCGAGGCAACCGGCGUAGCCCCGCCGCAGGAGAUGCUGCGUUGGCAGAAAGAAAAUCUCCAGUUUUGUCCAGCAUCCUCGGAUUACACCUGGGUCCCCAGUGCCAGGAUUGCCAGGGGGCGGGGCCACACCGAUCUGACGUCACACCCAAAAAAAAAGGGGAGGGGAGGAAGAAGUGAAAGUGGCCGGUACGGGCAUGCGCGAAGGAAGGGAAGCGAUCCUAGCCCUGGAUCGGCAACCUUUCUGCGGCGCAGCCUUCGCGCAAGCCGAGUCCUUUUUUUUUCCCCGCAGGGCGAGGAUGAUCGUCCGCCCGGGAUCCGUGAUCGACCCGGAUUGGCACGGCACGGAGGAAGGCAGAGCUUACUCGGGCUCGCUCUUGCGCCGGACGCAGCGCCGAACCUUCGGACUGAUCGAGAGGCCGGUGCUGGCUCCACAUGCGGCUGCCGACAUAGCCGGUUACAAGGUCUUCGUCUCGGGCAAAAGCGGCGUGGGAAAAACCGCUUUGGUGGCCAAGCUGGCCGGUCUGGAGGUGCCCCUGGUGCAUCACGAGACCACAGGGAUUCAGACCAGCCUCGUCUACUGGCCGGCAAAACUGCGAGAGAGCGGCAGAGUGCUCUUUUUCAGAUUCUCCUUCUGGGACUGCGGCGAAGCCGUGCUGAGAAAAUUUGACCACGUUUUACCCGCCUGCAGAGAGAAAGCGGACGCCGUCCUCUUCUUGUUCUCCUUCACGGAUCGCGCGUCCUUUCUCGACCUCCCUCACCAAAUCUCUCGCGUGACGGACGGAGCCAGGGACGUGGUCCGAAUGGUUGUGGGCACCAAGUUUGACCAGUUUGCCCACACGGAUGUGACGGAAUCGGACAUGGCGGCUUUCUCCCACACCUGGGGUUUGCCGAUCUUGCGGACAAAGAACGUCGGCGAGCAGCCCUCGGAUGGAUACGCUGGCCUAGCUGAGGUGGCCCGACUCUUGAACAGGCUCGCCGAACAUCUCUGGAGGCAGGACCAGGUGGCGGCCGGCCUAGUCUCUGGAGGGGAGAGCCCUGUGGUCCCAGAAGCGCUGGCUCCCUGAAAUCCUGAUUCUGCCGCAUGGGUUUUCUUUCAGCGGAACUCCUUGAUAGCUCCUUAAUGGCCUUUAAACUCCAAUCUUUGCAUCAGAAUCUUUGUAUCUCUGCUUUGCUGGCAGGGAAGCCCCUUGGGCCGAAUUCUGGGUUCCCUCGGUGGUAAAAAUGCAUUAAGGAGGCAGAGGGGACAGAAGGCAGCCUGGGAGGGCAAGGCCUCCACGGAUCCAACUUGUGAGCUUCCCAAGAGUUAUUUGCAGGUUCGUGACGGAUUCUCUUGCCAGGUAAGAGCAAAUUGGAUCUCACCUACUUGGAAACGACGGUGGCUUCUCUGCCCUGAAUUCUCUCCGGCCAACAGAUGCCCCAAGAAAAAAAACCCACCUCUUGUCUCAAGUCAUCCUAAGCAAGUCAACAUUCAACACAGGUGGUUGUUAUUUUUUUAAAUUGUUUUUACAAUUAAACGUUUACAUCUUUUAAACCUGAGUUACACUUUUACAGCUUUCCAAUACCGGCAUUUUUAGUAAUAUCCAAUUGAUCUUUCAGCCGACUAUAUACAUACACAUUUUGUUUGUUACAUACUUAUUCAUAUAAUCAAUACAUUUUAUAUGCAUACCUACUACACGUUAAAUGUAACAUUUCAUUAUAAUAUCUUCUCUUUUGUUAUACACCAUCCAUUAAUUUUAGAUUCCUUUUCCAGCCAAUCAUACCAUCUGUUCCAUGUUUUAUAAUAAAUCGUUUGCUUACAAUCCUGCUUACCAUCUUUUUGGACUGUUGCCUUCUGGCAGAAGAUACAGAACAAUUAAAACUCGGACCGCACGUCUUCUGAAUAGUUUUUAUCCCAGAGCUAUAAUUGCACUCAACAAUGAACUAAAGGGCCACCAUCAGUGAGCUGUUGGAGAGUAUUAUUUAGUCUGUUGUGUGGAUGUUUGGAUGGUUUUAGGGGUGGGGAAUUUGUGGUGGGUGGGAGUGUGUUUGGGGAUUGUUAUGUGUGUUGGACUUGGUCUUUGGGUGUUAAGCGAAUUUCGUUGUAUGGGUAUACUGUGUAUACACGGACAAUGACAAUGAAGUUUUUUUUUAAAGUUUUUUAUUUUUAUUGCUCAUAAACACAUUUACAUGUAUAGUCAUUUCCAUUUGGGAUAGUUUCUCGGGCUCCUGCCUCAGCAACGAAUAAAAACAGCAGAUUUGC
Pantherophis guttatus is the source of this 2580-nucleotide messenger RNA. RefSeq names its product ciliogenesis and planar polarity effector complex subunit 2 (gene CPLANE2). NCBI's taxonomy places the organism in Eukaryota, Metazoa, Chordata, Lepidosauria, Squamata, Colubridae. Gene Ontology annotation, molecular function: GTPase activity; GTP binding. The record is from RefSeq and is a predicted model, not a curated record.